UUUAUAAUAUUGGAGACGGUUACAUUUUUGUUCAAUAUAAUUUAUUGUGUUUAUAGUAAUAGUAGAGUAGGCUCCAUCGAGUAGUGCUUGCUCAGCGUAGCAGGACCCGGCGCACGUUCACGCCCUCGAUGCCGCACACAAAGUGGCGUCUGGGAAUGUAACAAGAUCCACUCCCUUUGUCGCACCAACUCCCUGCGUCGUAGUUCGACAACCUGACCAGUCUCUGUAACCACUUGAACUACGUGGACGUUUGUUUUCACUAAAAUAUCUAAAUGCCCAGUACCACAUCGACAACUUUUAACACGGUGCCUAACGCGCAGUGACGGGAAGUGCUCGUUUCCCAGAAAUGCAAACCUUUUACGAUGAUCUUGAAGAUGAGUGCCCGUGGUAUUACUUUGAUGGUUCCUAUAAACUUCUGCUGGGAGCUUGCCUAUUUGUAUUUGGUGUGUUCGGGGUGCUGCUCAACGGUUGGCUUUUUGCCACAUUCAUCCACAGUCAUCUGCUCAUAUUCAGAAGUCAUAUAUUGGUACUUAAUUUGUGCACAGCGUCUCUGGGUCGAAAUCUUGUCGGAUUUCCUUUCGCGGGAUCAUCGGCGGUGGCAAAAAGAUGGUUGUUCGGUUCAUCGUGCUGUCAACUUUUUGCAUUUCUCAAUCAAUUCUUUGGUGUAUUCCAAAUGACUGCCCUGUUUGUGGCAGUAUUGGAACGAUAUUUGUUAGCAAAGUACUACAGACGUGAAAGAAUACUUCAUUUGCGGCUAUACUGGAUCCUGGUUGGUUUAAGCUGGUUCAACUCGGUGAUAUUUGCGACCCCACCGUUGUUCGGAUAUGGAAAAUUCUCAUGUGACUCAACCGGAACGUCCUGUACAUUCCUGUGGCCGUCCAUAGCGUCCGGAGCUAAGCAUAUUGGAUACAGCAUACCUUACAUCCUUGUGUGUGGGGUCAUACCGGUCGUUGCAAUAUUCUUCUACAUGGGAAAAUCAAUCAGGCUAGAAAGAAUAUUCUACAAAGAUGAACAACAAAGAGAACAAUCACGGCUCACACAGAGUAUUCACGCGGUUUGUGUUGCUACAUUUGCCCUAUGGAUUCCUGCUGCAAUCUUGGUUGGCUGGCAAUGGUUACCAUUGCUUGCAUACGGAUACAGACCACACGUACCACCCGCUUUGGCAAUAAUUGCGUCUAUAGCUUCGGAGGCAGCGACGAGUGUUCCAGUACUUUGCUUCAUAGCUGGUGAUGAACGGCUCCGAGCAGCUUUACUAGGACGCAUGCGCAAACAGUAUGCUCUACUUCAACCAGAACGAGCCAAGAGAUAUUUAAAUAGAGCUUAGAAAGACGUUGGACCUUGAAUAGUUCAUGUCUAAGCGACCUUUAUCGAAGGUAUUCCAAAUGAUGCCCCUCAGGAUCCGAAAAGUGGAAAUUCAUGAUGCUAUAACGAAGUACUUAAUUCUUGGUACAUUAACAUUUGAAAUGUAUAUCCUUACGCUUAAAAUAAAAGUUAAAGUUUCAUACGAACUACUUGUACUACCUUGUCUACCUAUAAAACCAUCGUAUUGUUUAGCUUGUCGGUACAAGCGCCUUUCUUCUAGCUACUUGUAUCAGUUGUAACAAUGGGCUAAGCAGCGCGUGACGUAACUGGUUUGGUAGAUAAAGAUUCAAGAUGCAACUUGAGAUUCAGGUUCCAUGAACAUUAAGGUCUUGGUGUGACUUGUCACUCGUCUUCCACACUUGCGUAACACACCUUAGUUGUCUCCGGACUAAUUCUUGAUGGAAAAGAGUUAUUUGAAAGUUAAUUAAAAGUGCUUUAGAAAUAUUUUGCGUAAAUUUACCAUGACGACUGUUAGUUUCGAGUAUGGUGAAAAUAAGGAUACCUGUAUUUGGAAUGGUUUGUUUAAUAAUGAGGAGAGAGUCACUUUGCAACGAGGCUUCCU
This is a messenger RNA of Trichoplusia ni (cabbage looper), 1924 nucleotides long. Its product is annotated as visual pigment-like receptor peropsin. Gene Ontology annotation, molecular function: G protein-coupled receptor activity. Gene Ontology annotation, cellular component: membrane; photoreceptor outer segment. NCBI's taxonomy places the organism in Eukaryota, Metazoa, Arthropoda, Insecta, Lepidoptera, Noctuidae. Gene Ontology annotation, biological process: G protein-coupled receptor signaling pathway; visual perception. The coding region runs from base 347 to 1324 and encodes 325 amino acids. The transcript is spliced from 7 exons. The record is from RefSeq and is a predicted model, not a curated record.